Messenger RNA from Nasonia vitripennis (jewel wasp), 661 nucleotides. It is a transcript of the gene Sf3b5, whose product is annotated as splicing factor 3B subunit 5. Bases 314 to 571 code for a protein of 85 amino acids. Gene Ontology annotation, cellular component: U2 snRNP; precatalytic spliceosome. The transcript is spliced from 2 exons. The record is from RefSeq and is a predicted model, not a curated record. NCBI's taxonomy places the organism in Eukaryota, Metazoa, Arthropoda, Insecta, Hymenoptera, Pteromalidae. Gene Ontology annotation, biological process: mRNA splicing, via spliceosome.
AGAUGGCGACGGGCCGGUCACUGCCGCGCUGAGGUGUGUUUUCACUUUUCGGAGCACACCAAUGACCAACUCCCGAUCUAUCUAUAUAUACGUAUCACUCUGAUGACAUCAGCCGUGGCCCGUGAUCCAGCCAGUGGACGCUCAAGUCUGUUCUGUUGUACUUUGAACUGGAACGCACCAUCUGCAUUUGUUUAUGUUGAAAGCAUCAUUUCACGAAAGCCGAAUCCUCGUCAUUCGUCGCAGCAUAUAAAAUAGAUUGUUGAAGUUAUAAACAAAAUCAAUUGUUUUUUCUCCCGAAGAAAGCUCAUUCAGAAUGGGAGAAAGAUACAAUAUUCACAGUCAGUUGGAGCAUCUCCAAUCAAAAUAUAUUGGAACUGGUCAUGCUGAUACUACCAAGUUUGAGUGGCUUGUAAAUCAGCACCGAGAUUCGUGCAGUUCUUAUAUGGGUCACUACGAUCUUUUAAAUUUCUUUUCUAUUGCUGAGAAUGAAGCAAAAGCAAGAGUACGCUUUAAUCUCAUGGAAAAGAUGUUGCAACCAUGUGGUCCACCACCAGAAAAGCCAGAAGAUUAAUUUAUGUACAUACGUUCUUUUUAUUCUUUCUUACAUUAAUUAAGAUAAAAUUUAUUCAUAAGCAUCAAUAAAAAAAUCAAUUAUUUAAAA